AUGAUGCUUGGCCUAGUGCAGCUGCUGGUGGGGUUCGUUGUCGCCUGGGAAGCCGUCGAGCUCGUCCUCCGCCACGGCCUCCUCGUCUCCGUCUUCAAGCUCGCCAUCCUCGCCGCCCUUGCCGCUGCGGCCGGAUGCGUCGCCGUCAUCUUAUUCGCCAGGGCGGUAGCCUGGGUGCUCCAACGCGCGGCCAAGCUCUCCAUCAGUUGCCGCUCCUACAGCUUCAAUUACCUGAGGGACAUCACCAUUUCAUCACCGAAGGGCGCUGUUGAGUCCAUUUGCAUUGGUGAAAUUAGACUUGGCCUGCGUAAACCAAUCACCCAGCUGGGAUUUACAAUACUAACCCAUGGACCAAUCCUGCAACUGCAAAUCUCUGAUUUGGAUGUUGUCCUCAGGCAACCUGUGAAAUCCGCUAACAAGAAGAAACCUUCCCCUCGCAAACCGACCUCGACCACAGCAGCCAAAGCAAAAGGAAAAUCCAAAGGACAAGCAAAAUGGAGGCUGAUAACAAGCAUGGCCAGUCUGUUGUCAUUAUCCAUAGUGGAGCUGAGGCUUAAGGCUCCAAAAGCUGCUCUUGGUAUCAAGGACCUUAAGAUUGAUAUAUCUAAAACUGGAGGACUGGAUCCAGUUCUUAAUGUUCAAGUUAAUAUCAUACCUUUAUUUGUGCAAGCACUGGAGUCAGACAGCAUUGAAAACAACACAUCGGUGUUUAGUAAAUUGGAUUGGUGGGUUAGUGGACAAUAUUGUUCAGCCAUGGACACUUCAGACUGUAGCUCUUUCCUGCUUGAGGAUAUAUCACUCUCAUGUGACAUUCAUCAAAGGGAUAAAGCAAUUAGAGUAAAAAAUUUGGACUUGAUGCUUGGUCCAAUCGUUGUGAAUUUGGAAGAGAAAUUACUCGCAAAAAAGAAACCAUCUGCCUCUACUGUUGCUGAGCAAAAGGAUGAACGUUCUGUGGAUAAUAAAUCAGCAGCCAGAUCUGAAGGGGGCAAACUUGCAUCACUAAAUAAGAAGAUCAGUAUGUUUCCCGAAAAGGUUAGCUUCAAUAUGUCCAAACUUGAUCUGAAGUUUUUGCCUAAAGAUCAUGGCCUCUCAAUCAACAAUGAAAUUGGUAGCAUAUCUUUGAGAUGUACAAGGUUACAACCACAACAAGACUUCGGAGAGGUCACAACACAUCUUCGGUUGGAAACUGAUAUAACGGAGAUUCAUCUCCUAAUGGAUGGUGCCACCUCUGUAUUAGAGGUUAUAAAAGUUUCAACAGUUGUUUCAGCUAACAUUCCGUCUCAGACAGCAUUGCCAGUUCAAGCUGAAGUAGAUAUCAAGAUUAGUGGAUUCCAAUGUAACCUCAUUGUAAGCAGAAUUAAGCCACUGAUUAGAAUAAACUCAGAUAAAAAGAAGCCUCUUGUUCUUCAUGACAAUCCUCAGCAAAAGAAGGCACCCAAAGAAAAAUUAGCAUUGUCUUUGGCAUGUACACUGUCAGCUCCUGAGUUGACUCUUGUGCUUCAUAGUCUUGAUGACGUACCACUUUACCAUUGUCUUUUUCAAUCAGCUAAUGUUUCUGCAAGUAAGAUGAUAGACCAAGGAACUCAAUUGCAUGCCAAACUUGGUGACUUAAAAUUUCUUGUUUCUGGUAAACACCAGCAGUCAAUGAAAGAAAGUGCUUCGAGCACCUUACUGCACAUUAGGCAGUCAACUCUUGAUUUGGAACAAAAGGACCCAGGCAAAGAUAAUGAUGAGGACCAUGCUAAAUCUUCUAUCUCUGUUAAUAUACCUGGAAUCAGAAUGCACUUUUGUUUUUACUAUCUUGAGUCACUUUGUGCAACUGCAAUGUCAUACAAAGUGUUCCUGAAAAGCAUUUUGCCUCCUAAGAAGCGAUCUGUCCAGGAGAAUGCUUCUCAAAAAUCUACCAAGAAAUCUAAAGGAGCACAGCUUCUCAAAAUCAAUGUUGCACAGUGCUCUAUUGUGUAUGAUGGUGACAUGAGGCUGGAAGAUAUGAGUAUUGCUGAUCCAAAGCGUGUAAAUUUUGGUUCUCAGGGUGGUCGUGUUGUAAUCAUCAACGAAGCUAAUGGUUCCCCAAGGAUGGCUUAUGUAAAUUCUACCAGCCUUCCGGAUCAUAAGAAUGUGCACUUCUCCACUUCUCUUGAGAUCUAUCAGUUUGGUGUAUCUUUGAAUAAGGCAAAGCACUCCAUGCAGGUUGAACUUGAGAACUUUAGAUUGACACAUAAAGAGGACCAGCUUGAUAAUAAACCUGUAGAGGAAACCAAGCUUUUUGAUGUGCGUAAAGCGAAGUUUGUCCAGCGUUCUGGUGGGUUAAAUGAUAUUGCAGCCUGCUCUCUCAUCAAUGUGACUGACAUUGCAGUAAGGUGGGAACCUGAUCCCUAUCUGGAAUUGCUUGAAGUAGCUACACGACUUAAAUCUGUUCUGCAUAGAAUGAAACUACAGCAUGCUGUUACCGAGGUAAAAGAUGAAACAUUGAACAUGGAUAUUCUGUCCAAAAAAGAAUCACCCACAGACCAUGGUCAGCAAGAGAAGGCACAAAAGAAGAGAGAAUCAGUAAUUGCCAUUGAUUUGGAAUCACUGAAAAUUUCAGGUGAACUUGCUGAUGGGGUUGAGGCAAUGAUUACUGUUGGUUACAUAUUUUCUGAGAAUGCAAAGAUAGGUGUUUUGGUUGAGGGAAUAUCAGUCAGCUUUUGUGGUGCGUGGAUAUUAAAAAGCAGUCGUAUGCAGUUAUCUCGUAUCCCGAUUUCUGUUUCUGAUAGCAAUUCUGAUAAGAAGUUACAAUCUGCAGCUGCAUGUGAUUGGGUUAUUCAAUGCCGUGAUGUUAAUAUUUGCUUGCCUUUUAGGUUGCAACUGAGAGCUAUUGAUGAUGCUGUAGAAGACACAUUGAGGGCCUUUAAACUUAUUUCUGCAGCAAAAACAUCUGUAUUGUUUCCUGAGAAGAAAUCUAGCACCACCAGCAGCAAAAAGAGCAAACCAAAAAUGGCAUUUCGGUAUGUGCGGGUCAUUGUACGUGACCUGAUAGCAGAAAUUGAGGAAGAGCCCAUGCAAGGAUGGCUUGAUGAGCAUAUGACUUUAAUGAAGAGUAUAUUUUAUGAGUCGACAGUUAGGUUGAAUCUACUUGAUGAGCUUUCUUCAGGUAAAAAUAAGGAUUCCCCCAAGGCAAAACUGGAUACUUCUUCUGAAAAGAACAGUGGUUGUCCUGAUGUUGAUGCAGAUGUUCCUGGCACACACUCCAUUGAAAAACUCAGGGAAGAGAUCUAUAGACAAGCAUUUCAGUCAUAUUACCAAGCAUGCCAGAAAUUGCCAGUAUCAGAAGGGUCUGGUGCUUGUUCAAGUGGCUUCCAGUCAGGAUUCAAGAUGAGUACUCGUAGAGCAUCAGUUAUGUCAGUAUGUGCAAAAGAUGUUGAUGUGAGCUUAUCAAAGAUCGAUGGCGGUGAUGAAGGAAUGAUUAGUUUUAUUAAAUCUCUAGAUCCAGUUUGUGCCAAAGAUGAUAUCCCGUUUUCCAGAUUGUAUGGUAGCAAUUUUAGUUUGAAAACUAGAUCCUUAUCUGUGUACUUGAGAGAUUACACAUUUCCACUCUUUUCUGGAACCAAUGGCAAAUGUGAUGGACGUCUUGUGCUGGGUCAGCAGGCAACCUGUUUUCAGCCCCAAGUACGACAGGAUGUUUAUGUUGGCAAAUGGUGGAGAGUAAAUCUGCUACGCUCUGCAACUGGUUAUACCCCACCAAUGAAAACAUAUGCUGACAUACCACUGUAUUUUAAAAAGGGGGAAGUAUCAUUUGGAGUUGGUUAUGAGCCUGUUUUUGCUGAUGUAAGCUAUGCUUUUACUUGUGCACUCAGGAGGGCAAAUUUAGCUAAGAGGUGGUUUUUUGAGCGACCUGAGCCCCCUAGAAGAGAGCGCAGCUUACCCUGGUGGGAUGAUAUGAGGAACUAUAUUCAUGGAAAAUUUAAAUUGUGUUUUAAUGAGACAAAGUGGCAUCUCCCUGCUUCGACAAGCCCUUAUGAGAAGCUUGAUGAAAUGCUAAUCAAAACUGACUUCAUGGAAAUACAUUAUGUGGAUGGUUAUGUCAGUCUGUCUUCGAAGUAUCUAAGGGUGUACCUAACUAGCUUAGAGAGUCUAGCAAAGAAGUCCAGUUUAGAAAUUCCACACCAUCCAGCUAUACCUUUCCUUGAAACCCCCUCCUUUUUCAUGGAUAUUUCAAUACAGUGGGGUUGUGAUUCCGGUAAUCCUAUGGAUCAUUUUAUAUUUGCUCUUCCUGCAGAGGGAAAACCACGGGAUAAAGUCUUUGAUGCAUUCCGCUCAACUUCUCUGUCACUGAAGUGGAGUUUUUCACUUAAGCCUUCUACUACUGAACCCAUAGAACACCAACAGAAGAGUAAUUCGUAUACAACUGAUUCUCCAACUGUGAACGUGGGGGUGCAUGAUUUGGUCUGGCUAAUGAAGUGGUGGAACUUGCUUUUUCUUCCUCCCCAUAAACUAAGACUGUUUUCGAGGUUUCCACGUUUUGGAGUUCCCAGAUUUAUACGAUCUGGAAACCUCCCACUUGACAGAGUUAUGACAGAACAGUGCAUUCGUUUUGAUGCCAUUCAAUUACAGAUUAACAACAUGCCUCUACAGGCAGAUGAUCCUGCAAAAGGUUUGACACUACACUUCACAAAAUUUAGGUACGAAAUAGCUUUCAGCCGUGGGAAGCAGAUAUUCACCUUCGAUUGCAAGCGUGAACCUCUUGAUCUUGUCUACCAGGGCAUAGAUCUGCACUUGUUGAAGGUAUUUAUUAACAGAAUUCCUGAAUCAUCAACUUCUAAGGAUUCUAAGAUAGAAAAUAAGAGUCUGCUGACAAAAGAUAAAGAUAGUCUUGGUUGUGAAAAGGGCAAAAAGAAAACUAGUCCAACCGAGAAAAGCCGAGAUGAUGGAUUCUUUCUGUAUUCUGAUUAUUUCACAAUACGAAAACAAACUCCCAAGGCUGAUGCUGCUAGAUUAUCAGCAUGGCAGGAAGAUGGCAGAAAAAAAACUGAAAUGCCAUUGAUCAAGUCUGAGUUUGAUGGGGGGGAUGAAAGUGAUCAUGAUCAAUCAGGUAGUGAUGAUGAGGGAUUCAAUGUGGUGGUUGCUGAUAGUUGCCAGAGAGUUUUUGUCUAUGGAUUAAAGAUUCUGUGGAAUUUAGAAAACCGGGCUGCUGUCCUCUCUUGGGUUGGUGGUUUAACCCAGGCAUUUCAGCCUCCAAAGCCAUCUCCUUCUCGCCAAUACACCCAAAGAAAAUUUCUCGAGAAGAAACAGUUAAUUAAAGAAGCUGAGAUGUCCAAGUCUGGGGCUCUCAGCUCUGUGUCCUCAACAUCACAGCCUUCUGAACCUCAACAAAUCAAGAGUUCAGAGUCACCACCUUCCAUUGGAUCUGGCAAGCCAGAUCUGACAUCAAGUAGUGAAAAUGCACUUAAGCCUUCAAAUAAUAGUGAUUCAGAAGAGGAAGGUACCAGGCAUUUCAUGGUUAAUGUUGUCCAACCUCAGUUCAAUUUGCAUUCAGAAGAAGCAAAUGGUAGGUUUCUGCUAGCUGCUGGUAGUGGGCGGGUCAUGGUUCGUUCAUUUCAUUCAAUUGUGCAAGUUGGUCAAGAGAUGUUUGAGAAAGCAACUGGUUCCAGUAAUGGUGCUACUGGUGGGACUGGGCCAGAAAUGACCUGGUCACGUGUGGAGCUCUCUGUCAUGUUGGAGCAUGUUCAAGCUCAUGUUGCUCCCACAGAUGUUGAUCCAGGUGCUGGUAUUCAGUGGUUGCCAAAAAUACACCGGAGAUCAUCUGAAGUUAAGAGAACAGGUGCUUUACUUGAAAGGGUAUUUAUGCCAUGCCAAAUGUAUUUCCGCUACACGAGGCAUAAGGGAGGAACCCCUGAACUAAAGGUUAAACCACUGAAAGAGCUGACAUUUAACUCACCAGACAUAACUGCUGGUAUGACAUCACGCCAAUUUCAAGUUAUGAUGGACGUAUUGACUAACCUUCUCUUUGCAAGAACUCCCAAAAAACCGAAGAGUAAUCUAAGCUAUCCCCUGGAUAAUGAUGACGACGACAUUGAAGAAGCAUCUGAUGCAGUUGUACCUGAUGGAGUUGAGGAGGUAGAAUUAGCUAAGAUUGGUGUUGAAGUAAAAGAAAGAGCUCGGAAGCUACUGCUUGAUGAUAUCCGAGCCUUAUCUACCUGUGGUGAAUCAUCUCAUGAUCAGAGUCAGUCACCAAAGGCUGAUGACGCUGCAUGGAUUGUUACUGGUUCAAGGUUAAUGCUGGUCAAACAACUGAAGAAACGACUCAUGAAUGUCCGCAAUGGUAGGAAAGAAGCAUAUUCUAUGCUAAGAACUGCUAUGCAGAAAGCUGCACAGUUGAGGUUGAUGGAAAAGGAAAAGAACAAAAGCCCUUCAUUUGCCAUGAGAAUUUCAGUGAGGAUAAAAAAGAUUGUGUGGAGCAUGUUAGCAGAUGGAAAAUCCUUUUCUGAGGCCGAGAUAAACGAUAUGAUUUUUGAUUUCGACCGAGACUACAAAGAUAUUGGCAUUGCCCAGUUGACAACCAAGCUGUUCGUCCUAAAAAAUGGACUUGCUAAUGCAAAAUCAGAUACUGUUGUAUCACCCUGGAAUCCACCUUCUGAAUGGGGCAAGAAUGCAAUGCUUCGUGUCAAUGCCCGGCAGGGAGCUCCAACUGGUGGGAAUUCAGUUAUCGAGAGUUUCUUAGUAGACAUCUAUCCACUAAAAAUUUAUUUGACUGAAGCAAUGUACAGAAUGAUGUGGGGAUAUUUCUUCCCUGGAGAUGAACAGCAACCACAAAAGCGACAGGAGCUUUUCAAGGUCUCCACUACAGCAGGAACAAGACGAAAGAAAAACACUUUUGUUGCAGAGACUAACAGUCCCAAUAACCAGUCAUCAAAAGAAACUACAUUUUCACAGAAGCCUGAACUUCGAAGGACAUCUUCAUUUGACAGGACAUGGGAGGAAACAGUUGCUGAGUCUGUAGCUAACGAACUUGUUUCACAAAUGGAGGGUCAAUCAAAUGCCCAAUAUGAACCUCAAGAUGCUGCUAAGGAUUCCAAGUUACUACGUCCUGUUCGCUCUACUCGUGAGGAUAAGAAAAUUGUAGAGCCCAAUGAGAUGAAACAAUCUAGACCUCAAAAAAUGAUGGACUUCCGCAAUAUAAAAAUAAGCCAGGUUGAACUGCAGCUCACAUAUGAAGGAUUGCCAUUUGCUGUUAGUGAUGUAAGGCUACUUAUGGAUACCUUCCAUCGUGAGGAUUUUACCGGAACAUGGCCAAGACUGUUUUCACGAGUAAAGAAACAUAUUGUAUGGGGUGUAUUGAAGUCUGUUACAGGCAUGCAGGGUAAAAAGUUUAAAGCUAAAUCUAGCAGCCAAAAAGAACCAUCUACAGCUUUAAUCAGUGCCACUGAUUUUAAUUUAAGUGACAGUGAUGGUGACGAAGCUGGCAGUUCUGAUCAACUUCCAGCGUUUCUAAAAAAGCCUAGUGAUGGAGCUGGUGAUGGAUUCGCAACCUCCGUUAAGGGAUUAUUCAGUACACAGAAAAAGAAAGCGAUGGCAUUUGUUUUGAAGACAAUGAAAGGAGACGCUGAUCAUGAUUUCCAUGGUGAACGGAGUGAGAAUGAAAUUGAGUUCUCCCCAUUUGCUCGGCAGUUGACUAUAACAAAAACGAAGAAGCUUAUACGGCGGCACACAAAGAAGUUAAACAAGUCUAAGGUUCACAAAGUUACAGCUACUGAGCUAGAAGUGGCAGAGCUGCCGCCGCGUGCUCCUGGAUUCAACACGGACUCCUCCGACUCGUCAUCGGCGGAAACAAGCCCAAAAUAUUAG
Miscanthus lutarioriparius is the source of this 7824-nucleotide messenger RNA. NCBI's taxonomy places the organism in Eukaryota, Viridiplantae, Streptophyta, Magnoliopsida, Poales, Poaceae. The record is from the annotation of a GenBank genome assembly.